AUGGAUGCAGUACAAAAAAAUGACAGCAUCAUCCUGAAAGGAACUGAUUUCAAAUCAAAACCAAUAUUUAAUCACUUUUCUAACUCAAUGUUUAAAAACCUAGUCUCUAAGUUCAUGAUAAAAUAUGGGGAAUCUGUAACAGGUGGACAACCCAUAAUUGGAAAAGAGAACUUCAGUUACACUUGUGAAGAUGAAAAUGAACUCAUUGUAAAACCGGUACCAAUUCCAUUGCAACCUUACUAUAUGCCAUUUUUUGAAACGAUAUUAGUAGUGAUUGGUAGUGACCAGAAUGACACCCUUGUUCUUACCUCUCCAAUAAAAGGGAACACACGGAGAGUUAAGGGGUUUUCCAAGGAGGAAACCGUAAUAUAUGAUUACUAUGGUAUGUUUAGAGUUUGGGCAACCACAAGUUCGUUUACAACUUUAGACUAUAAUGCGACCAAACUGAAAUUGAAAGAAGAUUGGUUCAAAGAUGUUCACUUGCGAAAAUCUAAUGUUGUUAAACUAUAUGUGGUUCCAAAUCCUUCGGAAUAUUUUCCAAUUCUUUUCGUUAAUUGUUCCAAGAAUAAUGUGAAGAAUCUCUACGCCAAUAUUACGUCUCUUUUAAGAGGUAGAAAUUUGCCCUAUUUUUACACUGCCUUAGGUUUUAUUAAAGCUAUUACUCGUCCUUUGAUAUUUAAUAUUGUAGAUGAGCGUCUAGUAUAUCGGCAACGUCUGUACAAUAUAGAUGUGACAGAAGAACAAUAUGUCCUUCGCCGAGAAGAAUUUUUAGAUCGAAUGAAGAGAUAUAUGGUGUCAGAUUGUGAAUGUCGUUCCAACACAGAGCUUAUUCUUGGAGAGUCACCAGAGCCGUAUUAUCCAUGGGCUUGGGCAGAAGUGUACUUUAACAGCCACGAACUUUAUUUUCUUGUUAAUGGUAUUUUCGUUAGUCACUUUUAUCGUAGUCCAUCUAACUUGCCACGUUAUUCACAAACACAUAAUGAGUGUAUUUGCAAAGUUGAAUCAAUAAAAAAAGAGGUAGACAAGGUCGAAAAUGCAAUUGACAAUAAACAUAAAUAA
Molecule: messenger RNA, 1059 nt
Organism: Maudiozyma saulgeensis
Lineage: Eukaryota; Fungi; Ascomycota; Saccharomycetes; Saccharomycetales; Saccharomycetaceae
Source: the annotation of a GenBank genome assembly